AAGAAGACAACAAAAGUCUUAAAGCUUACUAUUUUACUAUCGCUAUCUAGACUAUACUCGCCCAAUAUUCUGUAAACCUAUCGAUCAUCUUGAAAAACAGAAAAAACCCUAAUCACCAUUUUUUUUUCCCUCUUCUUAUCUUCACAUUUCCUUAAUCAUCUUCUAAAUUAUGAUCUUGAUCUAAUGAUCUAUUAAUUAGAUCAUUAAUUCCCAUUUAAUUAAUUCAAUUAAUACAUUAAUUAAUCAAAAAUUUUAAUGGUGGAUCCAAGGGAAGGAAAAAGGCCAACUAUGGCAUUUAGCGGAGACGACGAAACAACAAGAGAAAUGAGUGGUUAUGAUGAGCAAUAUCAUCAAAAUAUCCAUUAUCAUAGUCAAGAUCAUGGUGUUUAUGGUGUGGAUGAUGGUAGCCUAGUAAACUUUCCGGUGUACUCGGCUAGAUCUCAAUAUGAUAUGUCUGCCAUGGUUCAAGCCCUUUCUCAAGUUAUAGGGAAUUCAAGCUCUAAUACAAGUGCACAAGUUGAUGAUGUUGUUAAUCCUACUCAUAUAUUUCAUGCAAAUCAAACUCAAACUAUAAGUUUUCAACCUCAGGCUUCUCAAGGUGAAGUGAGGAAAAGACACUAUAGAGGAGUAAGACAAAGGCCAUGGGGAAAAUGGGCAGCUGAGAUACGUGAUCCUAAGAAAGCAGCACGAGUUUGGCUUGGAACAUUUGACACUGCUGAAGCAGCUGCCCUUGCUUAUGAUGAAGCCGCCCUUAAAUUUAAAGGAAACAAGGCAAAAUUAAAUUUCCCAGAAAGAGUUCAAGGAAAGUUGAAUGAUUCAGGUUACUACUUGGCUUCUAAUCCACCACAACAAAAUAUUCAAGUAGCUAAUUACCCAUAUCCUCAUAAUCAAGCUCCUAAUUACAAUUUAAUGAUGAACCCUAAUUACCCUCAACAUGAACAAAAUCUAUCUAAUUGCUCUUCAUUUGGACAAUAUCCAAGCUUUGAUUAUAGUUCUUAUCAAGUAUCUCAAUCAUCUAGUUCUUAUGGUGAGGAUCAUAAUUUUGGUUCACCUUCUCUUUCAUCUAUUAAGAUGGAAAAUCUUACUCAUGAAGAGCAACAACAAAUGGAUUAUUCAAGUUCAUUGUUUUGGACUAGAGGAACUGAUCUACCCUAGUCAUCAUUAUAGUCAUUAGAUCCCGCUCAUAGAAAGUAUGAUCAAGAUAUGAAGAGGGUUGAAAGACAACAGACUAUAUCCUUAUCAAAAAUGUGAUAAGGAGGUUGAAGCUCACUCAUAAAACUAUAAAAUAUUUUAAUUAUUUAUUUUAUAUCUUUUUUUUGUUUCACUUCCUCUUGUAUCUUUGUUUACAAGUAAUCUUUUUAUCCAAAAUUAAUGAUAUGUUAUUUUAAAUAGUAAGGAAAAAGUUGUCACAUUCCUAAUAUAGUAAUGGUUUGUGAUCAUUUUUUAUUACUAGCUAGGUUUUUUAAGUCAAAAAAUGAAGAGAUAAUUAGUCCAUCUAUAUAUUGUAAAGC
Amaranthus tricolor (Joseph's coat) is the source of this 1511-nucleotide messenger RNA. Its product is annotated as ethylene-responsive transcription factor ERF114-like. The transcript is spliced from 2 exons. Gene Ontology annotation, molecular function: DNA binding; DNA-binding transcription factor activity. Bases 256 to 1155 code for a protein of 299 amino acids. The record is from RefSeq and is a predicted model, not a curated record. NCBI's taxonomy places the organism in Eukaryota, Viridiplantae, Streptophyta, Magnoliopsida, Caryophyllales, Amaranthaceae. Gene Ontology annotation, biological process: ethylene-activated signaling pathway; regulation of DNA-templated transcription.